AUCAAAGGUACCGUAGCGGAAGCUCUUAGUUUUAAAAAAAAUUAAAAAAUUAAAAAAAAAGUUUAUCAGAAAUAUAAUAAUAGGCAAAUAUAAUUUGCAUUAAUAGAAACAAAAAAAAUGGUUCCAAAAACAUGUGAUAUAAAUUCUAAUCAUGAAAGCACCUUAACGGCAAUUAAUAAUUCAAUAGAGGAAAAAUCAUCAAUGUAUUUUAAAUCAAAAUUAAAAUGGAAAAUGACAAUCUAUAUUUUACUUCUCCAUAUUAUUGCAUUGUAUUCUUUAUUAACAUUUCCAUAUUCAAAGAAAAAGAGAACACUUCUUUUUUCAAUUUUUAUGAUGUUCAUAGCCGGUUUUGGAGUGACUAUUGGUGUUCAUCGUUUUUGGACCCAUCGAUCUUUUAAAGCUAAAUGGCCACUUCGAUUAAUUCUCCUUUAUUGUUAUUACUCGUGUGGACAAGAAAAUGGUCGCAGUUGGGUGAGAGAUCAUCGCAUUCAUCAUAAAUAUACAGAAACAGACGCAGAUCCACAUAACAGUAAUCGGGGAUUUUUCUUUUCACAUGUUGGUUGGCUUAUGAUGCAUAGACAUCCAGAAGUCAUAAGACGAGGGAAACAAAUUGAUAUGAGUGAUAUUUACGCUGAUCCUCUUGUUGCAUUUGGUGAAAAUUAUAACAGGACAAUAGCUCCAAGUGAAAAUAAAUUUGUUUCCCUCGUUGCAUUGGGUGAGGGCUGGCAUAAUUAUCAUCAUUCAUUUCCAUAUGAUUAUAAAUGCGCAGAAUUAGGAAAAUAUAGUCUUAAUUAUAGUACAUUUUUACUUGAUAUGUUUGCAAAAAUUGGUUGGGCAUACGAUUUAAAACAACCGUCUAAAGAAUUGAUAAUAGCAGUGAUGGAAAAAAAGGGAAAUACCUAUUUAUCUUGAUAGAUAAUGUGUUAUAAGAAAAAGUGUUAAAAAUCAUAUAAUUUUAAAUAUAUACGUUAUUAUGG
Leptopilina boulardi is the source of this 977-nucleotide messenger RNA. Its product is annotated as acyl-CoA Delta(11) desaturase-like. Gene Ontology annotation, cellular component: endoplasmic reticulum membrane. Lineage: Eukaryota; Metazoa; Arthropoda; Insecta; Hymenoptera; Figitidae. The coding region runs from base 118 to 912 and encodes 264 amino acids. The transcript is spliced from 5 exons. Gene Ontology annotation, molecular function: stearoyl-CoA 9-desaturase activity; iron ion binding. The record is from RefSeq and is a predicted model, not a curated record. Gene Ontology annotation, biological process: unsaturated fatty acid biosynthetic process.